AUGUUAAUUGCUACAGAGUGUUUCUCACAAUUUGGGGGCUCGUCCGGGAUCCAGUCACCUACCGGGGAGCCCCAGCGCCGCAGCAGCAGGAAGGCAUGCCCCGCUGAUUUCAGCGGUCCUGUGCAUCAACGGUGGAGGUUCUGCGGAGGGCUGACAGAAGGCCUGAGACUGAUUAAAGAGGCAGGAUCCAUGAAGUACUGGGGAAGGGAACAAGUUCAAACAUUUGAGAUUGAAACAGGAUAUGGGGAUGUGAAUGCCUGGAUAGAAUGGGUCAAAUAUACUGUCCAGAGUCUCAACCAUAGCAAUUGCUAUGCUUGUGCCUCAGGACGACUGAUUGCCCAGAUAGUGCCCUUCCCAUUGGGGUGGACCAAGGAUUCCCAGGGGAUGUGAUGUACGAUUGCAUUGUACCAAGAAAAGACUGCCUGGGGAAAUGUGGCCUGUAAGUCUCUCUCUUUGCUGUUCCCUUCCUUGCGUGAUAGCAAUAUCAGGGUUCCCCCUGUAUUCUCUACAGCUAUAGGUAACCAUACAGCUUGCCUCUCACGGCAGGGUGUGAGUGCUACCAGGCAUCUGGGAGAAUUUGCCUUGUGCACGAGCACCUUGAAUGCUACCAAGGACUUGAUGGGAAACUGCUCAAGACUUGAGAUCCCCAGGGCAGAUCUCUGGUGGUACUGUGGAGGGAAGAUCUUACGGUCCACCCUACCAUCUAACUGGGGAGGCACUUGUGCACUUGUUCAAUUAGCUAUACCCUUCACCCUGGCAUUUGAAAGAGAAACAUCACAAAUACCCAGAAGAAGUAAAAGAAGCUUAGGAGUAUCAUUCGAUGAUAGAGUAUAUAUAGAUUCUAUUGGGGUGCCUAGAGGUCCUAAUGAACAUAAAGCCAGCAAUCAAAUUGCUGCAGGGCUUGAGUCUCUGUUCUGGUGGGUAACAAUCAAUAAGUAUGUGGAUUGGAUUAAUUAUAUCUAUUAUAAUCAGCAGAGAUUCAUAAACUAUACAAGGGAUGCAGUAAGAGGAAUCGCUGUGAUUCCUGAACAACUAGAUGCCACCAGCAAAAUGGCUUGGGAAAACAGAAUAGCAUUAGAGAAAGGCGCUGUGUGCAUGAUGCUGGGCAACUGUUGUACUUUUAUCCCCAACAAUACUGCCCUGGAUGGCACAGUAGCUAGAGCAUUGCAAGGGCUUACCACCCUUGCCAACGAAUUGGCAGAAAACUCAGGAACAGACACUUCCAUCACCGAACAGACACUUCCAUCACUGGAAUCUUGGUUUGGUAAAUGGAAAGGGAUGGUAGUGUCCAUAUUUACAUCUUUGAUCAUAGUAACAGGAGUUCUGACAGCCAUUGGUUGUUGCAUUAUCCCCUGUGUAAGGGGACUGGUCCAGCGGUUAAUUGAAACUGCACUAUUGAAACAAAUGACCAUGAAGCCACCACCUUACUCUGAUAAGAUGAUGAUAUUACAGGAGAUGGAAAGCAAAGAAAGUGAAGAAGAGGAAGAUAACUACCAAAUUACACCUUAG
This is a messenger RNA of Cygnus atratus (black swan), 1509 nucleotides long. RefSeq lists its product as uncharacterized. Lineage: Eukaryota; Metazoa; Chordata; Aves; Anseriformes; Anatidae. The record is from RefSeq and is a predicted model, not a curated record.